AUGUCGCUAUCCCCCUUCAGCGUGCCCGGUCGAGGCGUCGCGUCGCUCCACCGAGCGUCUGGCUCUAUUCUGUCGUCUCUCCGCGGUGGCAGAGGUCUUCCUUCUGUUUCUUGUUGCCUCCCCAGUCUCCCGCAGCGGCCCUACGCCGCAAUUUCAGGACUAUCCGAGCGCCACGCAGGUCCCUCUGUGCGGAGUGUGCGCCUGCCUGGGGUGCGGGUACACCUCGCGGGCGCAGAAGGUGCGUCGCUGCAAGGCGCCGUUCGUCGAGCCUGCCGAGAGGAACGUCUUCCCGCACCUUCCGCGCGUCAGACUUCGGCGUCGACGCUGCGGUUUCGCCUGUCUCUUCCGAGAUUUGCCGGCGAGCCUCGGCCGCGGGCGCGCGAGGCCGCGUCGCCAAUCCAGUCGCAACCGGCCGAAACUCCAUCCGCGAAAGCUGCCUCUCCGCCUUCGCCGGCGGGAGGCAAACACGACACCGCCGCCCAGACGCCGCUGCGAGGAGGAAAGGCGAAGAGGGCCCUCGCAGGGGCGCUCCUGCUCGGACUGGGGGCCGUGGGGGCUGCUGCAGUGCUGGACUCAAACGACGAGGCCAAGGGACUCCUUGCUUCCAGAUACCCUGACGUAGCCAAGCUCCUCGAAGCGUCUGUGUUCCCGGUACUGCGAUCGGCGGGCGUCACGGCCUCCGUUCCCGCGCCGCUGACGACUCUUCCGCAUGCCACCAAGACGCCUCAUCCGCCUCCGCUUUCGCCUUCCUCGCUUUCCCCAGCAGCCGUGGCGCCGCCGCUCCCGCCCGCUGUCGCGCAGCCGCCCCCAGAGCCCGCAUCCCGAGCCUCAGGAGCCCACGCGAGCGCCGCGCCGGAAAGUGUCUCCGUGAAGAGCCCGCUGCAACCCCCUGUGGAGCCCAAGGCGCCCGAGGCCAUUGUUGCCCAGAAGGUCAAGGAACAGCGAGAGAGAGAAGAGCGACUAAAGGAGCAGCAGAAGAAACAGCAGGCGAGGCUCGCCAUAGAGCACGAAAACGUGCAGAUGGAAUUGCUGCUCGAACUUUUUGGCAAGCUCUCUGAAGCGCAGAAACGCCUCCUCGGGGUUCUGCCACCGGAGGCGCGUCUCAGCGAGGCAGGCUCUCUCGCGGAAGUCAACACGAGGGGGAAGGGAGAGGCUGAGCAAACGUCAAAGCGCACGGAGGAGGCUAAGGAGGCCACUUCAGUGAAAGCGAGUGAAACGGAGCGCGAGGAGGCGCCGUCUCCACUCCCGAGCGUGGAGGAAGUCGUCGCGGCCGAACGGGACACGUUGCAGCACCUGAGUGUCGCCGACCUCCGCGCGCGCCUUUUGGAUCUUGUCGCCCAGCUGACCCUCGCGCGCCGCUACGAUGCCCUGCGCCGCGCAGAGGACGCGCAGAAGGCGCAGGAACAGGCGCUCGUCGCCUACGACCGAAAGCUGAAAACCGAGCUCGAGAAGGAACGGGGACGCGUGGCGGCGGAAAUGCAGGGCACUUUGCUAAAGAAGGUUGAAGAGAUUCAGGAGACAGCCGACCGCAGACUGGAGGCGGAGCUGAAGGCGCACGCGUUGCUGGCGGACGAGCGCGUGGCUGAAGAGCGCAGCAAAGCGGUCACCGACCUUGCCAAGUUCGAGGGUCAGGUUCUGGGGCUCCAUGCAGCCUUCGAUGCGCUGUCGCUCCGCGCGCAGCAGGCGCAAGCGGUCAACACUCUCAUGAGCGUCGUAGCCGCAAUCGACGACGCGCUGGAGACCUCUGCUCCUGUACUGCCGCAGCUGACGAAACUGCAAGAAAUGAGUCGCGCGGACCCGAUUCUCUUCAUGGCCGUCGACAGUCUGCCUUUCGAGGUCACUGAAGCCACGCGGAAGCCCGUUCCCACCGCGGGCGACUUGCGAGCGUCUGUGAAGAACAACAUGCGCGCGUGCGUUCAAGCCGCGUUUGUUCCGCCGAACUCGGGCAUCGUCGGGCACAUGCUCGCGCGGCUUUUCUCUUCGUUUUACGUCUUGGAGUCUCACCCGCCUCCCGUCGAUCCGGAGAGCAACGCAGAUCCGAGCCGCGCACUCGCCGAGGCGGCCAGCGAGGCGAGCAGACUAGACUCUGGAGAUUCUCGCGCACGCCAAGCCUCGGGCGCCUCUGAGUCUUUGCAGCGGUCGCAGGACGGUCUCUGUGGCCUGCGAAGAAAUCUCGCGCUCCUAUCUUACGCCUCUUUCUACGUCGAUCGGGGCGAUCUGACUAACGCGCUGAGAUGCCUGGAGCAGCUCGACGGGCUCACGCGGGCCGUCAGUGUAGGUGAAAUCCAGCGGCUUCGCGUCUUCCUGCUGCUCCAGCAAACCCUCCAGCUUGUCAAGGCGCGACUGGCGUGCAUCAAUGCUGACUUGGUCGCGGGCGCAGAGACAGCGGCGUAA
Messenger RNA from Besnoitia besnoiti, 2394 nucleotides. RefSeq lists its product as uncharacterized. The record is from RefSeq and is a predicted model, not a curated record. The transcript is spliced from 9 exons. Gene Ontology annotation, biological process: cristae formation. Bases 1 to 2394 code for a protein of 797 amino acids. Gene Ontology annotation, cellular component: MICOS complex. Lineage: Eukaryota; Apicomplexa; Conoidasida; Eucoccidiorida; Sarcocystidae.